CACGCGCUGUCGAGAAAUGAGCAUCCCACCAGUCAAAAGCAACGACAAAGCCGACACGAAUCUGCCCUCAGCCUGUCGCCUAGCCAAACGGGCUACCAUGAGCCUAGAACCCUGUCCGACUGCAAGCAAAGGCUCGGAUACUGCCUUGGCCCAUGCCACGACGACGCCCUCCUCCUACGUAACAUCCCACCUGCGGGUUCCAACACGUCGCCGGCAGAUGUUAACGUUGACGUAACGUGGUGACACAGACCGAAUCACAUCCGAAAUGGGCGUCGUGCAGACACACUCGUCGCACGCGGCAGCAAUUCAGGAAGGGUCUUCUCCAGCAACCUGCUGCAAACCGAAAGGUAUUGUCAGCAAAGGCAAAAGACCUUGCAUAUCACGAUCCGGUGCGCGGCAGCAAAGCUUCUGAAGCCCUCCACUGUUGAGACCGUUGAACUCAAUCAGAAUGUCAUGCUCGUCGAUCGACAGCCCUAGGACAAUGUUGACACCAGUGGGAAACCCUGAUCCCUUCGCUAAUAUCUUGUGUCACAAGCUAGGCCACAUGGCAGGAGAUCAAAUCAGACUAAUCCGCGUUGCACCAUGCUGGAAGAGGUGGCGAAUACACAAUGCAGCCAGCGGGAACUGGACGGUGCUCAAAUCCCCCAUUCACCACAUACGUUGCACCAGGGUCUUUCUUGGGGGAAGAAGGGAACCAGCAGACAAGGGUCCACAAUGGUAACACGGACUGGACAAGCCAGGAUCUGCCCUUUGCAGAGGGCCUCAGAGUAUGUCUCGAAGCAAACAAAUACGAGUCCCUUCAAAUUGACUCUGCGGACACGUUUUUCCAUGGAAGCCUCCAUCAUUCCUGCUCAAUCGGCAUCCUCUGCGACCUGUCUGCCUCAUGUCACUCCCAGUGGACGAUCAUGACUCGGUCCCCGACCCUGAUUCUGAGCCAGAGGUCCCCAUAGACGCCGCAGACGAGGUUGACUCGGCCCUUGGAGAUGAAGAUGAUCUUUUGUCCACGUCUUCUCUGACUUCAAGCGUCUUUGAUUACAUUCAGGAACAUGGCAGAACAUACAACGCUUACGGCGAGCGAAGUACGUCACUGGACCAUUCCUGAACCUGGAACUAAUUUCUCUACAGCGUAUGUCCUGCCCAAUGAUGAGAUUGAGCUAGAUCGUCUAGACCUCCAACAUCAUCUACUCAAGAUGACCUUCAAUAACCAACUAUCGACCUGUGGUGUUGAGAAGAAGAGAGAUUUGCACCGAGUUCUAGAUAUCGGUACCGGCACGGGCAUUUGGUCUGUCGAAUUCGGUGAUCUUCAUCCGGAAGCCAUCGUGCUAGGAGUGGAUGUCAGCCCUGUGCAACCCACGUACAGCGUGCCGCCCAACGUGAGGUUCGAAGUGAUGGACGUUGGCCAGCCAUGGGUCUUCAGCUACCAAUUCGAUUUCAUCUUCAGCCGAUUCAUGACGGGUGCUGUUGCAGAUUGGCGCGGAUUCAUUCGGCAAUGCUACGAAAACCUUGCCCCAGGCGCGAUGCUCGAGGUUCAGGAUAUCUCGUUCCAUCUCGCGUGUGAGGACGGAACCCUUCCCGCGGACUCGGCACUAGCCAAAUGGGCAGCGUACAUGCUUGAAGCAAGUAAGCAGCUGGGGUGUCCCCUUGACAGUGUCGAGUCAGUGAGGAGAAUUAUGAUUGAGACCGGAUUCGUCGACGUGGAGGAAACGCCCUACAUCUGGCCCAUGAGCCCCUGGAAGAAAGAUCCGACAUUGAAGAAGAUCGGAGUCUGGACUUACCACAAUUUCACAACGUCUCUGUCGGGCAUCAGCCUGGCCCUUUUUACACGAGGUUUGGCUUGGACGGCAGAUGAGCUGGAGGCAUUUCUGAUCGACGUCCGAAAAGACAUGCGGAACACGAGGUAUCAUGCGUUCUGGCCCAUAUACUGCAUCAGUGGGACAAAGCCCGAAUAGCCUAGCCGACUCAGGACGCCAGCAUGUUGUAGACCGGCAGAUGUGGUUGGGAUAUUUCUUUCGUAGUCUGGGCGGCUGUAAGCGAGCUGGAGGAGCUGGGCACUUAGUACUCGGUAGCAGUAAUGACUUGGUGGCCAUAUGCAACAGAGAUGCAAGUGAAUGGAAACAAACCCUCACCAGGA
This is a messenger RNA of Cladophialophora immunda, 2131 nucleotides long. RefSeq lists its product as hypothetical. The record is from RefSeq and is a predicted model, not a curated record. Bases 1047 to 1949 code for a protein of 300 amino acids. Gene Ontology annotation, molecular function: methyltransferase activity. The transcript is spliced from 11 exons. NCBI's taxonomy places the organism in Eukaryota, Fungi, Ascomycota, Eurotiomycetes, Chaetothyriales, Herpotrichiellaceae.